UGAAAUAUGAGCGCACACACAGAACCUUUGAACACAUUCUCUAAACUUUUCUUUUCAGUUCAUUUCACAGUGGUUUUGGUCGCUUCUGGUUAGUUUUAAAAAUGUAUAGUUUUAGUUGACAUUUUAUUAUUUUAGGUAUUUUACAAGGUUCAACGCGAAUAUUACAAUACAAACAAAACUACUGAAGACAUUUAACUCACACUUUUGUACACAUCCAGUCUCAAUGUACAUGCCUGCAAACUGAAUUUGCAGCAGUGAUUUAGAUUUAGAAGAUGAAGCGCUCCCUCCCGAAAACACUGCGUCUCUCUCCUCCGGUGGGUGGGCGUGUUUUCUUCGCACCGUGUCGCUCCUCUGUCCGGUCAUUCGGGUCUGGACUGGGACUCGGGCACGCUCCGCAGCGGGAGAUGAUGCCUCAUUCAUCUUUUUAACGAGUUUUGAAGUAGAGGAACUGCAAGAUGCUGGUGACGCUGCUGACGCUGCUGCUGAGCUUCAGCGGGACUUUACUGGGACAACUGGAGGACUCUGAACUUGAAGAUGAUGUUGAUUUGGCGGACUUUGGUUUAGACAUUGCACCGCGCAGGGUCCCUCGCCAGGUGAAAACUAUAAUAACCAAGGAGACCAAACCUCACAUCCAGGAACUCUCCAUCAAGACCACGAUCAUCUCCCGCUACGCUUUCACCGCGGUGUACUGCUCCUUGCUCAACCGCUACCCCGCCGCUAGUGAGGGCGUCUUUCAGUUUCAAAUCCCCGCUAAUGCCUACAUCUCCAACUUCACCAUGAUCAUUGGGGGGCGUGUCUACCAGAGCGAGGUCAAGCCGAAGGAGAAGAGGGUCAAACAGGAGAGAGGAAAAUCUGGGACGAAGGAGCCAGGUGAUGCAAGUCCAGAGCCAGAAGUGGAGGUGUUCAGAAUGGCGGCUAAAAUACCUGGUCGAAACCGGGCGGUCUUCCUUCUGACAUACGAGGAACUUCUACAGCGCCGGCUAGGACGCUACGAACACGUGACCAGCCUCCGGCCCAUGCAGCUGGUCAGCCGCCUCAGCCUAGACGUCACCAUCGUUGACCAUUCCCCCAUCACGGACCUGGAGGUGCUGCCGCUCCGGAACGGCAAGAGCAACGCCGCCGCCAACACUGCAACUGCUCCUAAGCCACCAAACAUACCAGCCAAACCUGAGCUUCCCAUCACCACUGUGAUCAAAAACGAAAAGAACGUCUGCAAGAUCACCUUCAGCCCCAACAUCAUCCAACAGGCAAAGAUCACCACCAGUGGCAUCCUGGGAGACUUCGUGAUUCGCUAUGAUGUUCAAAGAGACAUGGGGAUCGGAGACAUUCAGGUUUUGAACGGCCAUUUCGUCCACUACUUUGCCCCCAAAGACCUUCCUGCUGUGCCUAAGAACGUGGUGUUUGUGAUCGACACCAGCGCCUCCAUGUUGGGGACUAAGAUAAGACAGACUAAGGAUGCCCUCUUCACCAUCCUGAGGGACCUGCGGCCCGGCGAUAACUUUAACUUUAUCAGCUUCUCCAAUAAGAUCAAAGUUUGGCAGCCAAAUCGUCUCGUGCCAGUGACCCCCCUCAAUAUCAGGGACGCCAAGAAGUUUAUUUACAUGCUGGCGCCCACUGGAGGCACCAACAUCGAUGGCGCCAUCCGGACCGGCUCGUCUCUGCUUCGAGACUACCUCUUGGGCCCUGACAGCAGCCCGAACAGCGUCUCGCUCAUUAUUUUCCUGACAGACGGGCGGCCCACUGUCGGAGAGAUCCAGUCCGUGGCGAUCCUGGGGAACACUCGCUCAGCUGUGCAGGAAAAAUUCUGCAUCUUCACAAUUGGGAUUGGUAAUGAUGUGGACUACCGACUGCUGGAGCGUAUGGCUCUGGAAAAUUGCGGGAUGAUGAGACGCAUCAAUGAGGAGGCUGACGCAAGCGCCAUGCUCAAAGGGUUCUAUAAUGAAAUCGGAACUCCUCUGCUGUCUGACAUAAGAAUCAACUACACGGAGAACUCCGUCCAGUACGUCACUCAGAAUCUUUUCACCAACUACUUCAAUGGCUCUGAGAUCGUCGUUGCCGGCAAGCUCACAAACGAAAGCGCAGAAUCUCUCCACGUGCAGGUCACUGCCAGUAACAACGAUAAGAGCAUCAUACUCGAGACAGACGUACCACUGCGAAACCGGCAGAUAGAUACAGAGAAGCAUGUGAAGUUAGCCACUUCUGCAAUGGCGACGGGCGUCAGAGCCCUGGGAACUGACGCGACACAGAAAUUAGGAGUCGCUUUGGGUUCGGUAGCAGAAGACUUCGUGGAACGUGUGUGGGGUUUCCUAAGCAUCAAAGAGGGGCUGCGUUCACGACUGCGCAGCCAAACCAGCAAGGACAGGGAAGGCCACACUCAGCAGGCCACCAACCUGUCCAUGACCUAUCACUUCCUCACUCCUCUCACUAACAUUGCGGUGGAGAAGCCUGAAGUCCUGACUGAUGGCACCAUGGCCCCAGCGCCCACCAUUACGCCAGGAGCCGGUGAGGCUACCUCACCUGCCAAUGACCUGCCAGGAGACACAGAUGACAGAGAGCCACAGACACCUGACAGGGACCUCAACAGCCAGGCUUUAUCGCAGAGCAACACAAUCGGCAAAGUUGUGAGAAGACCAACAAAGAAAUUCAUCACCUUCUCCAAGACAUCGGCGGAUGGUGACCCCCAUUUUGUUGUUGAGUUCCCCCUGAGUAAACUGACUGUGUGCUUUAACAUCAAUGGCGAGCCUGGACACAUCCUUGGCCUGGUCUCCGACCACAAAUACUCUGGUGUGACGGUCAACGGUAAGCUCAUCGGCGCCCCGGCACCACCGGGCAGUCACAAGCAGCAGCGUACUUACUUCAGCACUAUCACUAUUGUGGUGGAUAAACCCCAACGCGCCUACAUCGAAGUGACACCUAAGAAGGUUAUUCUGGAUGGACGGGACCGCAUUGUUCUGCCCUGCCACUCUACUGUGUCUGUGGACUGUGGAGCGCUGUCUGUGGCCAUUGUGGGAAAUUCGAAUGUGACCGUGACGGUCGGUGGGAACAUCAGCUUCGUAAUCCUGCUGCAUCAGUACAAAAACCCGGCGCCCUACCAGAGAGACCAUCUGGGGUUCUACAUUGGAAACAACAAGGGGCUGUCGCACAACUGCCACGGUCUGCUAGGUCAGUUCCUGUAUGAGGAAGUAGGAUUGGCAGAGCUUCCUGCACAGGGAGAUACAAAGCCCUCACUGGUCCUGAAGGUGAAGAACCGCUCAGUGCCCGUUGUUCAGAAAAGUAGGAGGAUCUACAGCGGCACACAGAGUGUGGACUGCUGGUUCGCCAGGAAUAACGCAGCCAAGCUGAUAGACGGAGAGUACAAAGACUAUUUGAUGUCACACAUGUUUGACACAGGAGACUGGCCACAUGGGACAAACCGGGUGUGAGAUGAGCACAAAGAACUAUAGCUUCAGCAUUUAAUUACCUGACUAAACUCCUUUUAAAGAUAAUUAUCACAUCCAAAAAGACCUAAAAGCCUCCACACAUUACGUUUUUUUCCUACUUUCAGGUCCCUUCUGAAUAUAUUUUUAUUAUUUCUGAUGAAAGUUAAAGGUUUUAUUA
This is a messenger RNA of Maylandia zebra (zebra mbuna), 3597 nucleotides long. RefSeq names its product inter-alpha-trypsin inhibitor heavy chain 5 (gene itih5). Lineage: Eukaryota; Metazoa; Chordata; Actinopteri; Cichliformes; Cichlidae. Gene Ontology annotation, molecular function: serine-type endopeptidase inhibitor activity. The record is from RefSeq and is a predicted model, not a curated record. Gene Ontology annotation, biological process: hyaluronan metabolic process.